This is a messenger RNA of Xenopus tropicalis (tropical clawed frog), 2040 nucleotides long. It is a transcript of the gene oit3, whose product is annotated as oncoprotein induced transcript 3. NCBI's taxonomy places the organism in Eukaryota, Metazoa, Chordata, Amphibia, Anura, Pipidae. Bases 97 to 1749 code for a protein of 550 amino acids. The record is from RefSeq and is a predicted model, not a curated record. The transcript has 9 exons. Gene Ontology annotation, molecular function: calcium ion binding.
CGCAGUGAUAAUCACAGACAGACAAUCUAGCAAGAAGUUAAAGGGUUCACCAAGAGGUUCAGUUUCCAUUCUCUAGUUUACAGUUGACCUGCCAAGAUGCUGCAGCUUCUUCUCCUUACGUUCUCUAUUUAUUCAAGAUUUAAACCAGUGACCCCAUUGGCUCUUGACCCAUGUUCUGCAUAUAUAAGUCUCAAUGAGCCUUGGAGGAAUACAGACCACGUAUUUAAUGAGUCCCAAGACAAACCAAUGUGCGACAACCAUUUGGAUGGAGAGUGGUAUCGUUUUACUGGCAUGGCUGGAGAUGCAAUGCCGACUUUUUGUAUCCCAGAAAACCACUGUGGCACUCAUGCUCCAGUAUGGCUCAAUGGAAGUCAUCCUAGUGAAUCAGAUGGCAUUGUACAAAGACAAGCCUGUGCUAGCUUCAACAACGAUUGCUGUAUGUGGAACACCACUAUUGAUAUCAAGGCUUGCCCAGGAGGAUAUUAUGUCUAUCGGCUAACCAAACCUAGUGUCUGCUUCCACGUAUAUUGCGGACAUUUCUAUGAUAUAUGUGAUGUUAUUGAUUGCCGAGGGACAUGUGUAGACUCUGGAGAUUGUGUUUGCAACAGCGGAACAGUGCUAGGCCCAGAUGGGCAGACGUGUCUUGAUGAAAAUGAGUGUGAGAAAAACAACGGAGGCUGCAGUGAGAUUUGUAUAAACUUGAAAAAUGCCUACCGGUGUGAGUGUGGGAAAGGACGCGUCUUGGGAAGAGAUGGAAAAACUUGUGAAGAUAUUGCAGGCUGCCAGCACAAUAAUGGUGGCUGUAGUCACAUGUGUGUUGAAACUGGCGAUUCCUAUCAGUGUCAGUGCCCACGUGGGCUGAGCCUCUCUGAUAAUAAUCUCACCUGUCAAGUUCCCGUGCUGUGUAAACCCAGCACAAUAGAAGUCGCUGUCCCAAAGGAUCUGGUAGGGGGGUUGGAACUCUCUCUAUCAAACUCAUCCUGCAAAGGAGUCUCCAAUGGCACUCAUGUCAACAUCAACUUUAACCUGAAGACCUGUGGAACCAUCAUCAAUGUGGUAAGUGACAAGAUCAUUGCCUCUAAUCUGGUCACUGGGAUGCCCAAGCAGACCCCAGGCAGCAAUGGAGACAUUAUCAUCCGUACCAGCAAACUCCUCAUCCCAGUAACAUGUGAAUUUCCUCGGCUUUAUACCAUCUCUGAAGGGUACGUCCCCAACCUCAAGAACUCCCCACUGGAGAUCAUGAGCCGUAACCGAGGCACCUUCCCAUUCGCUCUAGAAAUAUUUAAGGAUAAGGAUUUUGAUGAGCCAUACAGAGAGGAUCUUCCUGUGCUCAAGCUCAGAGACUCCCUUUAUUUUGGGAUUGAACCCCUUAUGCGUGUGAAUGGCUUGGAAACCCUCGUGGAGAGCUGCUUUGCAACCCCAACUUCCAAUAAUGAUGAGAUCUUGAAGUACUACCUAAUAAAGGAUGGAUGUGUCUCUGAUGACACAGUGAAACAAUAUUCAUCCAAAGAUCAUCUUGCCAAACAUUUUCAAGUUCCAGUGUUCAAGUUUGUGGGGAAAGAUAACAAGGAAGUAUUUUUGCACUGCCAAGUCCUGGUUUGCGGCACACUGGAUGAAAGGUCUCGCUGCGCUCAAGGAUGCCGGAGUCGGAUGAGGAGAUCUGCAGAGAUGGAGGAAGAAGAAAAGGCCACUCACCAUGCAAAUCGCCUCCUCACUGGUGGACCCAUUCGAAUUGAUUUUGAGGAGUAAUUUUACUUCAGAGAGAUAAUGUUGUAUUUAAAGCUUCAGCAAUAUAUGUGCUAAUAUACUUUUCAAUAUCUUUGUAUUUCUAGUUUCCCUAUUUAUAGUUGCUACAUGCUGUUUUUCUGUUUCCUUUUCAUUAUCACAACAGUGUAUAAAUAUGUUUCUUCUCAUCAUUUCCCUUGUAUAUUGCUGCAUUGGAAUGUUAACUAAAAUUUGACAGUCAUUAAUGAAAAGUUGUCUUAACUUCCUAAAAAAAAAAAAAGCAAAUUUAUAUUUGAUAAAUACAUUUGCCAAUGA